This is a messenger RNA of Hypoxylon trugodes, 1770 nucleotides long. RefSeq names its product BCNT-domain-containing protein. The record is from RefSeq and is a predicted model, not a curated record. NCBI's taxonomy places the organism in Eukaryota, Fungi, Ascomycota, Sordariomycetes, Xylariales, Hypoxylaceae. The coding region runs from base 301 to 1302 and encodes 333 amino acids. The transcript has 2 exons.
AUUUGGUGUUUGUCGAUUUUAAUUCCUUGGGCAAUAAAAUAAUUCUAUGUGACAGUUCAUUACAGGCCUUUCAGCGGCCUAGCGUAUGAUCUUUAGGGCAUUUAGAAGGCGACCCCUGCUUUUCUUGGCGCGCUUAGUGUCAUCGAUGGCCCAAGCUCAAAAAGUUCCCUAGCGCUUUCUUACGAUCGCCGAGCAUCUUCAACAUUUCCAUGUAACAAUUUUAUUUUUCGUCGCAUUUCCCCUACGAACAAGUACGAAUAAACCAUAGUUUAAUUGUUGCAAUACGCGCUUCAAUAAACCAUGGCUCAAGAACAAUUAAUAGACGAAGACUAUGCCUCCGAAGAAGACUCUGAUUUCGCGCCCGACGCGGCACCUCAAGGAGACGGCGCGGAAGCCUCCGAAUCCGAAGAUGAAGAAGUCCAAUUAGUCGCAGUGCCGAAUCGAAAACGCAGUGCUGACGCAGCCGCCGGCGACGAAGAUUUCGGAAAUUCAGGUGAUGAGGCGAUAAUACAAAGAGGGAAGAAACGGCAAAAGAAGAGUAAACGAAAAGAUGGCUCUGCGGAAGAUGACGAAGGCGGCGAGGGUGGGCUGAUUAAGACCCGGAGUAUGCGAGCGAACGAGAAGGCAGAGAAGAAAACACGCGUCGUUAAUGGGCCGGUUACCGUUGAUGUUGAUGAUUUAUGGGCGAAGAUGACGGCGGACCCGGUGAUACCUUCUAAGACGGACGCGGAGAAGGAAAACCAGCGGCCGACACAAGACGAGAGCUUAGAUGCAUCGUCUAAAGGCAUACGGGACAAAUCACAGACAGAAAAACCUGGUCCUGGCGAGCCGGGGGCUAUGAUCAAGAUAAAACGUACAUACAACUUCGCUGGAAAGGUUCACACGGAAGAGAAAUUGGUACCACGCGAUUCGGCUGAAGCAACACUGUACCUCGCCUCUCAAGAUCCGAAGGCGGCUGCAGAAGCCGAAGCCGAAGAUGGCCAACCUAGACGGAAACCUCGAAAAGCAUUCCGGUCUAUCUUCGAGCCGGUAAUUGAAGGCAUAUCACAACGCGCGGAUCUAAACCUCGGCAUGACCGCGCGAUUAAAACUACGUGAACAAGCCAAGGCUAAGAAGUUGAAUGUGGUGGAGAAGAGUCGUAUGGACUGGGCAGGCUUCGUCGACAAGGAGGGCAUCAAGGAUGAGCUCGAAUUGGCUGGCAAGUCCAAAGAGUCUUUUGUUAACAGGCAAGACUUCUUGGCCCGUGUUGCAGCGAAUAAGGAUGAGGAGGCAAGGAGAGCUAGGAUUGCAGGUCGUGUGUGAGAGAGUAGAGAAUAGUUUCACCUCUAAGCCACACCGGCCUGCCAACCUGCUUUACAUUGGAUUGGAGAAAUCUGUCAUUUCGACGGGAAGGCUACGUUGGACCAGAGAUAGAUGCGGGAAUCCACCGUAGUUUCCUGUCCGUCCUAAACCCACCCCUCGGAUCUGUCCAGAAAAGCCAUUCAUGCAGGCGUCGGCUUUGCCCUGUCUGGGUGGGGGGAAGGGCUGAGUUGUUCGUGUACUACACCAGCCACCAGACGCGCGAGAUCGUCGAUUUGAUGAAGAUCCUUCAUCGGAGGAUACGGUACGGCAUCGAAUCGCUUGCCUGCAUCAUUAGCUCAUCCGAAGAUGGCCGUAACAUGCCGUUACCCAGAGAUUAGUUCCAAUUUAAAAUCAAGACUAAUUAGGAUUUUGAAGAACAACUAAUAAUGAACUUCGUUCUCCGACCAUGAAGAAAUUCGCGAGUAUUCU